This is a messenger RNA of Echinostoma caproni, 513 nucleotides long. The record is from the annotation of a GenBank genome assembly. NCBI's taxonomy places the organism in Eukaryota, Metazoa, Platyhelminthes, Trematoda, Plagiorchiida, Echinostomatidae.
AUGACGGCCGUUCCCCUAUCCGCGACCUGGGGAUGCGCUCGGCAGCAUACAACUCUGCUCUCCGGGAAGCUAGCUUAUCGCAACGGUACGCACCGUGUUGCUCUAUGGCUGCGAGACCUGGCCAACGACUAUCCGUCUUCGACAACCGCGUAUGGCCGGAGCAUCAUAGAUGAGAAUGUGACCCUUAUUAUUCGGCAUGGGAUUGGUGGACAUAAUCCGGUCAGUAGAGCCCUCACACAACCGGGACAGUACAACGAAUUGGCUCGAGGCACUACCAUGCUAAUUCUGAUGGAAAUGACUGGUCUCUGGCCACUGAUAUCAUACAAAUUAUCAUUUAAAACGAGUGGCUGUGGAGGCAUCCUACGUGACACGUGUUUCUUCGCCAAUCCCGGUUACCCAAAGCGAAUAGAGGCCGGUGAUAUGUGUGUUUGGCUUUAUCGAUCCACUCAAUCACGAGUUCAAUUCGAACUAAUCAAGAUCAAUGUGAGUCCACUUGAUCAGUUCACUGAUUGA